UGAAACACAUUAUUUCGUUGUAAGUCGUUUCAAGCUGAGUUUGGUUCGACAAUUAAGGAUUUUAUUGAUUAAAGUUCCUAAAAAAUUCAGAAAUUAUACUAAAAUAUUAAAAUAAUAAAUAAGAAAAACUUAUUUUGUGUAUUUACAGAAUAAUACAUUUUGUAAAAUCAUGGAUUUCUUAGAAUAUCCUGACAUCACUGCAGAGGUUAAGGGUGCUAUGACUCCUGGUCGUUUAAAAUUGACUGAUCAGCACAUAAUAUUUAAAAACCAAAAAACCGGCAAAGUUGAACAAAUUUCAGCCAAUGAUUUGGAAAUGGUUAACUUUCAAAAAUUUGUUGGAACUUGGGGUUUAAGGUUAUUUUUGAAAAAUGGUCUCCUUCAUCGAUUCCGAGGCUUCAAAGAAAAUGACCAAGAAAAAAUAGCAAAAUUUUUCUCUACUAAUUAUAAAAAAGACAUGUUGGAGAAAGAAUUAAGUUUAAAAGGAUGGAAUUGGGGAACAGCCAAGUUCCAUGGAUCUGUUUUGAGUUUUGAUGUCGGUCAUCACACAGCUUUUGAAAUUCCAUUAAAUGAUGUAUCUCAAUGUACUACAGGAAAAAAUGAAGUUACCUUAGAAUUUCAUCAAAAUGACGAUGCUCCAGUAAGUCUUUUAGAAAUGCGGUUUCAUAUACCAGUAAGUGAUAGUGCUGAUCAAGAUCCGGUAGAAGCAUUCCACCAACAAGUGAUGGAAAAAGCUUCUGUUAUCAGUGUCAGUGGAGAUGCCAUUGCAAUUUUCCGAGAAAUUCAAUGUCUUACGCCUCGAGGUCGUUAUGACAUCAAAAUAUUUCAAACCUUUUUCCAACUUCAUGGAAAAACUUUUGAUUAUAAAAUUCCUAUGUCAACAGUAUUAAGAUUGUUUUUACUUCCUCACAAAGACAGCAGACAAAUGUUUUUCGUAGUGAGUUUGGAUCCUCCGAUAAAACAAGGUCAGACUCGAUACCAUUACUUAGUUUUAUUAUUCAACCAAGAAGAAGAAACCUCUAUAGAACUUCCUUUUACUGAAAAAGAGUUGAAAGAUAAAUAUGAAGAUAAAUUACCUAAGGAAUUAUCUGGACCAACUUAUGAAGUUCUUGGAAAGGUGAUGAAAGUAAUAAUUAACAGAAAAUUAACUGGCCCUGGUGGUUUUCUUGGACAUUCUGGAACACCUGCAAUUGGAUGUUCAUUCAAAGCAGCUGCAGGUUACUUAUAUCCAUUGGAGCGUGGAUUUAUUUAUGUACAUAAACCUCCAAUUCAUAUUCGCUUUGAUGAAAUAGCAUCUGUAAACUUUGCUCGAGGUGGUGGAUCAACUCGAUCUUUCGAUUUUGAGAUUGAACUCACCAGUGGUGUUAUUCAUACAUUCAGUAGCAUAGAAAAAGAAGAAUAUGGAAAACUAUUUGAUUUCAUUACUUCAAAGAAAUUAAGAGUGAAAAAUAGAGGUAAAGGAGAUAAGAUGGAUUACGAUAAUGAUUUCGGUGGCAGCGAUCAAGAAGAUGAACCUGAUGCUUAUUUGGCCAGAGUUAAAGCUGAAGCUAAAGAACGUGAUGAUGAGCGCAAUGAUCAGGAUUCUGACGAAGGAAGUUCUACUGAUGAAGAUUUUAAUCCGAAUCAAGAUGAAAGUGAUGUUGCUGAAGAAUACGAUAGUAAUGUUGAAACCUCUGAUAGUGAUGAAGGUUCAGAUGAUUCUGGAGGCAGUGAAAAAGAAAAGAAAGAAAAAGUGAAGGAAAAGGAAAAGAAAAAAUCAAAGUCUGCUAAAACCGUUUCAGAAAAGCCUCGCAAACCUCGAAAGUCGAAAAAAGAAAAGGAUGAAAAUAAACCAAAAAGGCCUAGUUCUGCUUUCAUGCUUUGGCUUAAUGCUACGAGAGAUAAAAUUAAAUCUGAAAAUCCGGGAAUUUCAGUUACUGAAAUAUCAAAAAAAGCGGGAGAAAUGUGGAAAGAACUCAAAGACAAAUCUGAAUGGGAACAAAAAGCAGCAAAAUUAAAGAAAGAAUAUUCCGAAGCUUUGAAAGAAUAUGAAUCCAGUGGAAAGGCACCAGAAAAAGCUGAUAAGAAGAAAGAGUCUAAGAAGGAAUCAAAGAAGGAUAGUAAAAAAGAAACAAGUUCUCCAGUGAAAUCAGGAACAUUUAAAAGCAAAGAGUAUAUUAGCGAGGAUGAAAGCAGUAGUGAUGAAAGUACAAAAGAUAAAAAAUCCGCAAAAGACAGUGAUGAUGAUGAAGCCAGUGAAGAUGAAAAACCCAAAAAAGCAGAUAAACGCUCUGCAGCUGAUGAUAAAAAGAAGGUAAAGAAAACUAAGAAAGAAUCUACACCGGCAUCUAGUGAAGAAGAAUCGGCAGAAAUAGAAAGCGAUGCUUCGAGCGAUGCCAAAAGUGAUUAAAUAUAAU
Chelonus insularis is the source of this 2393-nucleotide messenger RNA. It is a transcript of the gene Ssrp, whose product is annotated as structure specific recognition protein. Gene Ontology annotation, biological process: regulation of chromatin organization. The coding region runs from base 170 to 2386 and encodes 738 amino acids. The record is from RefSeq and is a predicted model, not a curated record. Gene Ontology annotation, molecular function: histone binding; DNA binding; nucleosome binding. Gene Ontology annotation, cellular component: nucleus; FACT complex. The transcript has 4 exons. NCBI's taxonomy places the organism in Eukaryota, Metazoa, Arthropoda, Insecta, Hymenoptera, Braconidae.